GUUCCGUGACGCGGUUUCCGGUCUCUCUGGUCCUUUUCCUCCGCUAAAAGGUAACGUGGUCGCUUUGGCUGCUAACAGCCGGUUCAUCAUGUCGUCCCAUUUGCAGUGGAUGGUCAUCAGGAACUGCUCCAGCUUCCUCAUCAAGAGGAACGGACAGACUUACAGCACUGAGCCCAACAACCUGAAGUCCAGGAACUCUUUCCGCUUCAACGGCUUGGUGCACAAGAAGACCGUCGGUGUGCAGCCUGCAGCUGAUGGCAAGGGUAUCGUGGUGGUGCUGAAGAGACGUGCAGGCCAGCACAAGCCUGUCAAGUCCUACGUUAAAGUCACCAUCAACAAGAACUCCCGUGCCACCCUCAACAGCCUGAGGCACAUCAUUCGCAAGAACAACUACAGGAAGGACCUGCGCAUGGCUGCCCUGCGUCGUGCCAGUGCUAUUCUGAAGAGCCAGAAGCCUGUUGUGGUGAAAAAGAAGUGCACCAGGGCUGUCAAGACAGCAUAAACUAAUCCCCAUGAAAAAUAAAUAAAGGCUUUUUGUUUGAAGAAAC
Messenger RNA from Xiphophorus couchianus (Monterrey platyfish), 548 nucleotides. RefSeq names its product ribosomal protein L28 (gene rpl28). Gene Ontology annotation, biological process: translation. Gene Ontology annotation, molecular function: structural constituent of ribosome. Gene Ontology annotation, cellular component: ribosome. The transcript is spliced from 5 exons. The record is from RefSeq and is a predicted model, not a curated record. NCBI's taxonomy places the organism in Eukaryota, Metazoa, Chordata, Actinopteri, Cyprinodontiformes, Poeciliidae. Bases 89 to 502 code for a protein of 137 amino acids.